Molecule: messenger RNA, 267 nt
Organism: Leptosia nina
Lineage: Eukaryota; Metazoa; Arthropoda; Insecta; Lepidoptera; Pieridae
Source: the annotation of a GenBank genome assembly
AUGGUGCGACCGGCCGUUGCCACUCCGGCAAACUCCUUGCCCGGCUUACGUAACGACCGCGUCGUGGACUAUUUCGUGGUGCCGACUCGAGCACAUUUCGCGCCACACCGCGAGCAUUGGCAAGGAUGUGCAAAAGCCAUUCUCGCGAACGCUCUAUCAGUGCGUGCGCGCAAUGCGGUGAGCCGCACCGCGCACCGUCGCCAAGUUCGAUCACCACCGUCAGGCCUACACACUACCGUCUUUACCGAGUCACUGACUCCAUUCUAG